Molecule: messenger RNA, 941 nt
Organism: Perognathus longimembris pacificus (Pacific pocket mouse)
Lineage: Eukaryota; Metazoa; Chordata; Mammalia; Rodentia; Heteromyidae
Gene: Lcn15
Product: lipocalin 15
Exons: 9
Coding region: 40-903 (287 amino acids)
Molecular function (GO): small molecule binding
Source: RefSeq, a predicted model, not a curated record
GGAGUCUGGGGCUGCUGGAGCUGGCGCACAGGAGCGGGGAUGGGGCCGGUCCUGCCCCGCAGGCUCCUGGUGCUGGUCUGGGUGUGUGCGGCUCAGGCGGAGGUCUUGGUGCAGCCAGACUUCAGUGCCCCAAAGUUCUCAGGCCUCUGGUAUGUGGUGGCCGUGGCUUCCGACUGCCAGCUCUUCCUGGCCAAGAAGGACCAUCUGCUGAUGUUCACCAGUGCCAUCAAUGCCACGGCGGAGGGUGACCUCAGCGCCCACAUGGAGUUCCCGUGGGCGGAAGGCUGCAGCCAGGUGGAUGCCAUCUACCUGAAGGUGGCCUCCGAGGGGCACUUCCGCGUCCCAGCCUUGCACUACCUGGACGUGCGCGUGGCGGACACGGACUACAGCACCUUCGCGGUGGUCUACAUCUACAAGGAGCUGGUGGGGGCCCUCAGCACCAUGGUGCAGCUCUACAGCCGCACUCGAGACCCAGCCCCCAAGGCCCUGAGCGCCUUCCGCAGCUUCUACCCGACCGUGGGGCUGCAGGACUUCAUGGUGGCCCUGCUGCCCAAGUCAGACAUGUGCUCCCCCGGGCACGGAGGCACCCCGGCACCCCCAGAGACGGACGCCACCCCCACCCAGGAGGGCGCGUUUUCUGGCCUCUGGUACGAGGUGGCCUUCGCCUCCAAGAUGGGGGUGCUCAGCUCACCUCACAAGCUGGAGAAGAUGGCGGGCGUGCUGAUAAAGCUGGAUGGGAAUCACUUCUCCCUGAGCACCACCUACUUCAGCGAGGAGGGCUGUGUGCUGGAGCAAGUGGGUGCCUUCCCCGAGACGCCCCGGGGAAGUUCAAGGUCAUCCGGGAAUCUGGAGACAAAGAGAUUGAGAUUCUGGACACGAACUACGAGUCCUACGCCAUCCUGAACGUCUUCACCAAAAAGCCGGGGAGGGCGAGAGCAUAA